Molecule: messenger RNA, 4998 nt
Organism: Gossypium arboreum
Lineage: Eukaryota; Viridiplantae; Streptophyta; Magnoliopsida; Malvales; Malvaceae
Exons: 9
Coding region: 440-3577 (1045 amino acids)
Source: RefSeq, a predicted model, not a curated record
GCUGCAGAUUGAAGACGUAUUUACUUUACUAAUUAAUUAAUGAGGAAGAAGAAGCUUCUCCUUCAAAAUUUGAAAUUUGUUAUUUAUUGAUAUUUUUAAAUAUGUGCAAUCGCUUUCCAGCAGAGACUGUUGCAACUUACAAAUAGAAAGCAGGGAGGCGAAGAGAAAAAGCUCUUCUUUAAUCUUUAGAUCUCCUCUCUUUCAAUGCUUCCUUGUUUCUGAGUUCUUCACUCGGUUUUGCACUCGUAUUGAACCAGCUCGCUCCUGUUUACUCGAAAUCCACGUGAAGAUUGACGCCAUAGGCUUUGCUUUCCCGCGCGUGGUUGCAUUUCGAUUGAACCUCCGGCAUCGGGAUCGAGCGAGCGAAUGGCGAGUUUUCAGCGAUAAUUUCCAGAGCUCCGGUCGCAUUCCUGGAUUUCCUGCGGGUUUUUCGGAGGAGAUGUUUAAGUCGGUGAGAUGGAGGAGCGACAAGGACAGGAUCAAAGCUGUCUUCAAGUUGCAGUUCCAUGCUACUCAAUUGGCAGAGUCAAAAUUGCAAGCAUUGAUGAUAUCAGUAAUUCCUGACGAUGGGGGAAAACCGAUAAAAACAUUAGAAAAGGCGACGGUUCAGGACGGAAACUGUCGAUGGGAGAAUCCACUUUACGAGACCGUUAAAUUUGUUAGGGAGCCAAAAACUGGAAAGAUCAAUGAAAGAAUCUAUCAUUUUAUUUUAUCAACAGGUGUGGGAAAAGGAGGUUCGGUGGGGGAAGUUUCAGUUGAUUUUGCUGUUUAUGCUGAGGCAAAUAGAACUUUCACCGUUUCUCUUCCAUUAAAGAAUUCAAACUCUAAAGCAAUUUUGCAUGUCUCAAUACAGAGGUUGCAUGAAAAUGCUGAUCAAAGAGAGGUGGAAGAAACUGAAGAUGCAAGUUUUAAAUUGCAAGAGAGGAGCUUGAAGGCCCACUUGAGCAAUGGUUAUGAAGAUGAUAGCAUUAAGAAGGAUCUCAUUGAAGAUGCAUCUUUCAGCAAAACCACCCACAAUGUUGAAUUGCGUGGAAAUCAUAAAGGAUCUGAUGGAUCUGAUAUUACCAUUUCAAGUUCUAAUAGUAGCUCUGAACUUGAUACUCCACGAGAACUUGGAAUGAAGGAUGACAAUGUAAAGAAUGAGUGGUCGGCAGGUUCUGAUCACGGAAUGAGUACUGAAGACUCCAACAGUUCCCAGGACAACUUUCCACGAGAAAAUUGCCAACAUGGUUCAGAUAGUGAGAUUGAAAAGCUCAAGAAUGAGAUCAAUGCUUUGUCCAGGCAAGUGGAUGUGUCAGAUAUGGAAUUGCAGACUCUGAGGAAGCAAAUUGUAAAGGAGAGCAAAAGGGGGCAGGAUCUCUCACGGGAAGUUGUUACUUUGAAAGAAGAAAGAGAUGCACUCAAAUUAGAAUGUAAUAGACUGAAGGCCUUUCAGAAGCAAAAGAAUGAUGCAAAACUAAACAACAGGCUGCAGUUUCAGAAUGGGGAUCCCUGGGUUCUGGUUCAAGAAAUCAGAGAAGAGCUGAAAUAUGAGAAGGACCUGAAUUCCAAUCUUCGGUUACAACUGCAGAAGACACAGGAAUCAAAUGCUGAGUUAAUCCUUGCUGUACAAGACCUAGAAGAAAUGUUGGAUGCAAAGAACAUGGAGAUGCCCAACACUCCCAACAAAUCAGGGUCCCAUGGCAGUGCUAAAGAAUUGAGAGGCACCAUCUCAAGAAGUGACAGAGAUGAGAAUGGAUAUAAGAGGGCAUCGGAACAUCUUGUUAAAGAACACAGAGGCACCAAGGAAACCUCUCUCCUGGAGCAGAAGGUCAUGGAUCUCAACAGUGAGUUGGAGAUCUACAAGAGAGAUAAAGAUGAGCUCGAGGCACAAAUGGAGCAGCUGGCACUUGACUAUGAAAUACUGAAGCAGGAAAAUCAUGACAUCUCAUACAAAUUAGAGCAAACCCGGCUGCGAGAACAACUGAAGAUACAGUAUGAGUGCCCAUCUUCUUCCGCUACUAUAAAUGAACUCGAGAACCAAAUUGAAUGCUUGCAAAGGGAACUCAGCAAGCAAUCAAAAGAAUUCUCCGGCUCUUUGGCGACUAUAAAUGAACUCGAAACCCACAUCAGAAGCUUGGAGGAGGAGUUAGAAAAACAGGCAAAAGUGUUUGAAAGGGAUCUAGGAUCUGUCACACAAAACAAAGUUGAGCAGGAGCAAAGAGCUAUUAGAGCUGAGGAAGCCUUACAAAUGACAAGAUUGAAGAAUGCAAAUACAGCUGAAAAGCUACAAGAGGAAUUUAAAAAACUCUCCAUGCAGAUGGCCUCAACAUUUGAUGCAAAUGAGAAGGUGGCUACAAAUGCUCUAGUUGAAGCUAAUGAACUCCGCUUGCAGAGAAAUCAGCUGGAAGAACUGCUCAAGAAAGCUAAGGAAGAGCUCCAAUCAGUUACUGAGGAUUAUGAAGCGAAACUCUGUGACCUUUCCAAUCUAGUAAAGUUAAAAUCAAAUCAGAUAGAGCAGAUGUUGGAGGAAAUUGAUGACAAAUCUAAGCAGCUUGAACACCAAAAGAAGCAUGUGGAAGAAGUUAGUGGGGCUUUUUCUAAGGAGAUCAGUAGGCUAAAAGCUGAGAUUGACAAGCUGACUACCGAAAAGAAAUGCCUAUGUGAACAAGCUGAGCAGAUGGAAAGCUUGAAACUUGAGUUGGAACAUACAAAAGCACUUGUCCAAGGAACUGAAGAGCAGAUGCAAAGUGGAAAUUUAGAAAGAAAUAAUCUAGUGAGUGCGAUUGCUUUGAUGAAAAAGGAAGCAACUAAGUCAGAGGAGGAGUUGCAGAGAAUGAGGCAUUUGAAGGAAGAGAAAGAUGCAUCAAUUGAAUCCUUACUAUCAGAGCUGGACACUCUCAAAGCUCAGUGCGAUAAAUUGAAACAUUCUGUGUUUGAGGAUGAAAUAGAGAAAGAAAAACUCAGGAAGCAAGUAGUUCAAUUAAAGACUGACCUUAAGAAGAAGGAAGAUGCAUUUACUGGAAUGGAAAAGAAGUUGAAAGAGAGCAAUAGAAGAGGAGUUGUUUCUGAUGGAACAAGAACACCAUUAAGAAACAAUAAAUCUGCCGUGGUUCCUCACAGUCUUAAAGAGGUCGCAAGCCUGAGGGAGACAAUAAAGUUGCUUGAGGGACAAAUAAAGUUGAAGGAAGCUGCUUUGGAAACAUCCACAAAUGUCUUUUUGGAAAAGGAAAAGGAUCUUCAGAAGAAAAUUGAUGAGUUAGAAAACAAACUCAAUGAGUACAACACUGGUUUCUGCAGUUACCAACUUCAAAAGGUAUUUAAAGACACUAAGGAGGUUACAUCAAAUGUGAAAGCAUGCAUAUCGAAAGAAAAUGGAUAUGCAGUGCCCUUCGUGAAAAGCAGUGAUGGUGGUAACCAUGAUGAACUGAUGGCUGAACUAACUUCCUUAAAGGAGCGAAACAAAUCCAUGGAAAAUGAAUUGAAAGAUAUGCAAGAACGAUAUUCAGAUAUAAGCCUCAAAUUCGCAGAGGUAGAAGGUGAACGGCAACAGCUUGUGAUGACUGUGCGGAACCUCAUGAAUGCCAAGAAGAGCUGAAGGUAAUAAAUUUCUACAUAUACAUGAGUAGAAUGUAUAGUUGAAAUGACUGCUGGGUGUGCCCUUUUGGAAAAUUUAGGCAUCACGGUUCCUUUUUAGAGCGAAUAAGUUAAAUUGUACAAAAUUGUAUAUGAAUUCCCUUCACCUCUAUCUUAUCUAGAUUUAGAGGUGAGUGAUGGGUACCAGUAAGUCUAACAUAGAUAUGUUCAUUUUUAAUUUUUUUUUUCUAAGUUUUGCAUGUAUUUGAGAGAUUAUAUCUCCAUACUUGUGUUUAAACGUGUUGAACAUGGGCUAAAGAGUCUGCACAUCAUAGUCUCAUGUAAUGGUUUCAAAAUGCACGUACUGUUGGUACUAUUAUUAUUGUUAUCAUUAUUAUUAUUAUUUGAUACAAUUAUUAUUAUUCAUGUUUGAUUAAUGUUCCACCCACGAUUUUUUUUUUUUUUGGCUCAAUCAAAGUUUAUUGGAAUCGGAAAAGUCUGCUGUAGACCGUCUGCAUUUAUCUCAAACGUCAGAAAUCUAAAAUCUCACCAACAAUCAUUGCAAUAUACACACCAGCUUUGCCAACUCCAAUUUGAGCUCUACUCUCUCCUAGAAAGUAAUAUCAUAUAAAUGGCAAAUGCAUUGGCUGUACAUGUUGCAGGAGAUAAACAUUAGAAAUGCAGUAAGUGUGUACUUGGUUGGGUGGAAAAUUAGUGAGAUGAAAGGAGGGAGUGAAAAAGUGGAAGGCUGGUAGGAAAGAAAAGUGAGAAAAGUGAAUAGGAGAAAUGUUUAUUUUCCUUCUUAAUAUAUAAAAAUCAAUUCUUCCAAGUGCAGAGAAAAUAGAGAACAACCACAGCUACAGAAAGAAGGAAAAAAGAGUCUUUUCUUUUUAUCACUUUUAACUGAUAGACCAUGUAAUAGGCUCACAAAUUAGUUUUUCAUUGGCACCCACUAAUUCAUCAGGAACCCACUCUGACAGCAAUUUGAAAAUUGCAAAACAACCAAAUCCUGAAUUGCUAUAGACUGGGUCAACAAGUUUUGAAUCAUUUCAAUACCAAGAAGUGCUGGAAAGAAUAUCGGCUAUCUGUUCCUUUGUGCAACGAUACCUGAAUUGCAAUCAACUCCCAAAUAUGGUUAUGUCAUAUGCCAAGGUGUGUCGUCUUCCAUGCAAAACUGGAUUUUUAGUUAUUGCAAUUGUUGACAUAUUUUCUCAGUAAAUUUCAGUCAUUUCAUCCAUAGGGAUUCACCAUGGGGAAAGAGCUUGGAUAACGCCUAUUAUUAAAUAUCUUGCUGAAGAUAAGCUACCUACCCAAAUUGCGGAUGAAGACAGUGAGUACGCGUCGCUAAAAGUAGGUUCGAUUUCAUUCCAAAAAAAAAUUUAACUUAUUGAAUUGAAUUGAGUUAUUCAGUUUUUUAAUUUAACUUAAUAAAUGAUUUGGGUA